AUGGCCUUAGCGGGAGGCCCUGACUACUUCCUGUGCCACUCAAACUAUCAGGAGGGCAUGGACCGCAGUUCCUCUCGCAGGCCUGAGGAGCUGAUUGUUCCAGGCUUUCAGCGUUCAGCCCAUCCAAACUUGCCACAUCACCAUGCUUCUCUCACAGAUGACGAUGUGGAUUUGGAGAAGCUCGUCAACGAGAUGAACUCCUCCAUGGAGAGCGUUUACUCAACACAGGCAGACACGGCACUCAUCCUCAACAACGGACACGCGGCCCCCCACCACCAGCACCACCUGAUGCAUGUUCCCUUUGUCAGACACGGCCCAGCUGCACGACGUCACACGCCCCCCUCCAUACCCGCCAGGGAAAGGUUGCGGCACUCUCAGCCAAUGCACAUUCAGGCUGUCAGGUGCCUGCGGGAUGAGCAGCAUCUGCGUCCUGCUUCGCUGCCUGCUAUUCCCAAUCCUUUCCCUGAGCUUUGCAGCCCGACUGGCUCGCCAGUUCUCAGCCCCACCGAGGCCUCUGACCAACACAUAGUGAAGGUGUGGAGCGAGGAUGGGGCCGGGAAAGUGGUGGAGAUCCCGGCGGACAUGACAGCCAGAGACGUGUGCCAGCUCCUGGUCUACAAGAGCCACUGUGUGGACGACAACGCUUGGACGCUGGUGGAGCACCACCCCAUCCUCGGCCUAGAGAGAUGCCUGGAGGACCACGAACUGGUGGUUCAGGUUCAAGCUUCCAUGAGCAGCGACAGUAAAUUCCUCUUCAGGAAGAACUAUGCCAAAUAUGAAUUCUUCAGGAACCCCCUGAACUUUUUUCCAGAGCAGAUGGUGGCUUGGUGUCAGGAGUCUGAUGGCACAAUCCCUCAAUCACAGCUCUUACAGAACUUCCUGAACUCAAGCAGUUGUCCAGAAAUUCAGGGCUAUCUGUACAUGAAGGAACCUGGACGCAAAUCCUGGAAGAAACUCUACAUGUUCUUGCGACGUUCCGGCCUCUACUUCUCCACUAAAGGAACAUCCAAGGAGCCCCGACACCUGCAGCUAUUGUCUGAUCUGGAAGACAGCAACAUCUUCACUAUUAUCACCGGCAGAAAACUACACAACGCUCCCACAGACUACCAGUUCUCAAUCAAGCCCAGUAAAGCAAGAAGUGACUGUAAGGAGCUGAAGAUGUUAUGUGCUGAAGAUGAGCAGAGCAGGACCUGUUGGAUGACUGCCUUCAGACUUCUUAAGUAUGGCCUUGUCCUGUAUAAGAGCUACAGCGUCCCACAACAGAGGAAGACAAAUCUCUCGCAUUUCUCCACGCCUGUGCGGAGCGUGUCAGAGAACUCCCUGGUGGCGAUGGACUUUUCGGGACGGACUGGCCGUGUCAUCGACAACCCCGUAGAGGCACAGAGCGCUGCCCUGGAGGAGGGACAGACAUGGAGGAAACGGAGUCAGCGUAUGAAUGUCCUGGGCAGCCCGUCGCCCUUGCACCCAUCUUCUCUUAGCACAGUCAUCCACAGGACGCAGGUUUGGUUUCACGGUCGCAUCAUGAGAGAAGAAGCCCACAAAAUGAUCAUACAACAAGGCCAAGUAGACGGGUUAUUCCUGUUGCGGGACAGUCAAAGUAACCCUAAGGCCUUUGUGCUCACCAUGUGCCACCACCAGAAGAUCAAGCACUUCCAAAUUCUACCGUGGGAAGAAGAUGGCCAAGUUUUCUUCAGCCUGGACGACGGCGCCACCAAGUUCACCGACCUGAUCCACUUGGUGGAGUUCUACCAGCUCAACAGAGGAGUGCUGCCCUGCAAGCUCAAACACCCGUGCACCGCCGUGGCCUUGUGA
Nerophis lumbriciformis (worm pipefish) is the source of this 1812-nucleotide messenger RNA. The record is from RefSeq and is a predicted model, not a curated record. NCBI's taxonomy places the organism in Eukaryota, Metazoa, Chordata, Actinopteri, Syngnathiformes, Syngnathidae.